Messenger RNA from Nymphaea colorata (pocket water lily), 2654 nucleotides. Its product is annotated as heat shock protein 90-5, chloroplastic. The record is from RefSeq and is a predicted model, not a curated record. Gene Ontology annotation, cellular component: perinuclear region of cytoplasm; plasma membrane; protein-containing complex. Gene Ontology annotation, molecular function: ATP-dependent protein folding chaperone; ATP hydrolysis activity; ATP binding. Gene Ontology annotation, biological process: protein stabilization; cellular response to heat; protein folding. NCBI's taxonomy places the organism in Eukaryota, Viridiplantae, Streptophyta, Magnoliopsida, Nymphaeales, Nymphaeaceae. Bases 96 to 2477 code for a protein of 793 amino acids. The transcript has 18 exons.
AAACCUUCCCUCUAUCCAUUCGCUCACUCCCGUCUCCAGUGUCUCUUGCCGUCGGCAACCACCAAGGCGAGCAAGCUGCAAGCGCCCGAGAAUCCAUGGCUCCCGUUCUAAGCAGGAGUUUGGGUGCUCCCACUGCAACUUUUGCCCCUUUCUCAUCCUCUUUCUCUUCUAGCAAGAACAGAAAAUUUCUUAACUUGACGAGUUUCUGCCCCCCAAACGGCGUUUUCCGGCUUAGUAAGUCUGGUCUCCAGUGGGGGAUUAAUAAAACUGGAUUUGGUGUGAAACCUGUUAGAUGCGAUGCGGCGGUUGCGGAGAAGGAAGCUGCUGACACGUCCGGGGAGAAAUUUGAGUACCAAGCAGAGGUCAGUCGCUUGCUGGAUUUAAUCGUCCACAGCCUGUAUAGUCAUAAAGAGGUGUUUCUUCGAGAACUUGUGAGUAAUGCCAGUGAUGCAUUGGAUAAAUUGAGAUUUCUUAGCGUGACUGAGCCAUCUCUUCUUGGAGAUGCUGGAGAACUGGAAAUACGUAUAAAGCCUGACCCAGACCAGGGAACCAUUACCAUCAGCGAUACGGGCAUCGGUAUGACUCGAGAGGAGUUGAUUGAUUGUUUGGGAACCAUUGCUCAAAGUGGGACGGCGAGAUUCUUGCAGGCACUUAAGGAAAACAAGGAAAUGGGUGCAGAUAAUGGAUUGAUUGGUCAAUUUGGUGUUGGAUUUUAUUCAGCUUUCUUAGUUGCAGAGAAGGUGGUUGUGUCAACAAAAAGUCCAAAAUCUGAUAAGCAAUACGUGUGGGAAGCAGUUGCAGACAGCAGCUCAUAUGAGAUAAGAGAGGAAACAGAUCCUGAGAAACGACUGAAACGGGGCACAGAAAUCACGCUCUAUCUAAGGGCUGAUGAUAAGUAUGAGUUCUCAGAUCCUGCUAGAAUCCAGGGAUUAGUAAAGAAUUAUUCACAGUUUGUUUCUUUUCCAAUUUAUACAUGGCAAGAAAAGUCAAAGACUGUUGAGGCAAAAGAGGAGGAAGCACCUAAAGAAGGUGAAGAACCACAACCUGAGGAAGAGAAGAAGAAAAAGAAGAAGACUGUGACCGAGAAAUACUGGGACUGGGAACUGACAAAUGAAACUAAGCCAAUAUGGAUGCGCAACCCGAAGGAAGUUGAGAAAGAUGAAUAUAAUGAAUUCUAUAAGAAGACUUUCAAUGAGUUUUUAGACCCUCUUGGGCAUACUCACUUCACAACAGAGGGUGAAGUUGAAUUCAGAAGCAUUCUCUACAUUCCUGGAAUGGCUCCUCUUAACAAUGAAGAAGUAAUGAAUCCCAAGACAAAAAACAUUCGACUGUAUGUGAAGCGUGUAUUCAUCUCUGAUGACUUUGAUGGUGAACUGUUCCCACGUUAUUUAAGCUUUGUCAAGGGUGUGGUGGAUUCCAAUGACCUUCCUCUUAAUGUGUCUCGUGAAAUCCUUCAAGAAAGUCGAAUUGUCAGAAUCAUGCGAAAGCGUCUUGUCAGAAAAACUUUUGACAUGAUUCAGGAUAUAUCUGAGAGUGAAAAUAAAGAGGAUUACAAAAAAUUCUGGGAGAAUUUUGGGAAGUUUCUGAAGUUGGGAUGCAUUGAGGACUCUGGGAACCAUAAGCGUAUCACACCACUUUUGCGGUUUUAUUCUUCAAAGAGUGAGGAGGAGCUAAUCAGUUUGGAUGAUUACAUUGAUAGCAUGGAAGAGAACCAGAAAGCUAUCUAUUAUAUUGCAUCAGAUAGUUUGAAGAGUGCAAAAACUGCUCCUUUCUUGGAGAAACUUGUACAGAAAAAUAUUGAGGUGUUGUAUCUCGUUGAGCCUAUUGAUGAGGUUGCCAUCCAGAACUUGCAGACCUACAAAGAGAAGAAGUUUAUCGACAUUAGCAAGGAAGAUCUAGAGCUGGGUGAUGAGGAUGAGGUAAAGGAAAGAGAAACUAAGCAAGAAUUCAAUGUCCUAUGUGAUUGGAUUAAACAGCAGUUGGGUGAUAAAGUUGCCAAGGUUCAAAUCUCAAAGCGUCUGAGCUCGUCUCCAUGUGUUCUCGUGUCAGGGAAAUUUGGAUGGUCUGCUAACAUGGAAAGGCUUAUGAGAGCUCAAACUCUUGGGGACACAUCAAGCUUGGAGUUCAUGAGAGGUAGAAGAAUAUUAGAAAUUAAUCCAGACCAUCCCAUUAUCAAAGACCUGAAUGCUGCUUGCAAGGAUUCUCCAGAUGAUGCCGAAGCUAGGAGAGCUGUAGAUCUUUUGUAUGAUACAGCUCUCAUCUCAAGUGGAUUUACGCCUGACAGUCCCGCUGAAUUGGGUAACAAGAUAUAUGGAAUGAUGGCAAUUGCACUAGGUGGUAGAUGGGGAAGAUCAGAUUCCGAGGAAACUGUAACCACUGCUGAGUCUGAGACUGAUGACGGGGCUUCAGUAACUACGGAAGCAGAAGUCGUGGAACCAUCCGAAGUGAGGGACGAGAACGAUCCAUGGCAGGAGUAGAUCCUUUCUGAUGUUCUCUCGGUGCAUGGAGCUCAGAAAGUAGAUGUGAAAUGUAUCUAUCUUUUGUAGGAGUGAGAUGAAAGAUAGCAUAAGAAUGAACGAGAAGAGGUUAAUAAUAUAUUGAUCGAUUGUUGUUUUGAUUAAAUGACGGAAAAUAACUUUUUUCUCUGCUUGUUA